AUGUCCCAGCAGAAGCAGCCAUCUGCAAAAUCCCCAGAUGCUCUCCAAUGCUCCCCACCUCAAUGUCCACAUGCGCAGUGCCUGCCCCCCUGCUCUGCUCCCUGUGCAGAGCCCUAUUCAGGAGACCGUUCUUCUUGUCCCCUAAGCACCGCUGCUCAGUGUGCAGCCUGCCCCAAGAGAGCCCGCCGCCAGCCCCGCUGCGUCAGCGGGGGCACAACCUACCACUGCCAAGAGGAGGAAUGCUAA
Molecule: messenger RNA, 246 nt
Organism: Dipodomys ordii (Ord's kangaroo rat)
Lineage: Eukaryota; Metazoa; Chordata; Mammalia; Rodentia; Heteromyidae
Gene: Lce6a
Product: late cornified envelope 6A
Exons: 1
Coding region: 1-246 (81 amino acids)
Source: RefSeq, a predicted model, not a curated record